This is a messenger RNA of Nannospalax galili (Upper Galilee mountains blind mole rat), 3258 nucleotides long. RefSeq names its product protein kinase N3 (gene Pkn3). Bases 483 to 3206 code for a protein of 907 amino acids. The record is from RefSeq and is a predicted model, not a curated record. Gene Ontology annotation, biological process: signal transduction; protein phosphorylation. Gene Ontology annotation, molecular function: small GTPase binding; ATP binding; protein serine/threonine kinase activity. The transcript is spliced from 21 exons. Lineage: Eukaryota; Metazoa; Chordata; Mammalia; Rodentia; Spalacidae.
CCGCAGGCGAUUAGGGGUAGGGUGGGGCAUUUAUGAACAAAUGGGUCCCAGUGCAGAGCAGAAAAAGGAAGCUGUGUGUUGUGAAGUCAGGGCAUGAGGUUAUGGGGUGAAGUGCAGUACAUAGGGACACCCCAAGUAGCACAGGCAGUCCUAGGGGCUGGAUCUCACCCUUCCCACCCCCUUCCUCCGGAGAUCCCUCUUGCCUUUUCCAGCAGCGGCUUGUACACAUUUUCCGAUUUCCUGUGAGAGCCUCCGCCCUGCAAGAGCGGGGUGACUCAGGACCCCGGUGGCCUGGGCCCCCAGCACUGUGAGAUCUUUGUUUGCCCAGGCCUUUGGCUCUGGCCCUCUAGCCUGUGGCCGUCAAAGGAUUUCCUGAGCCUCGCCCUUGCCCUCUGACAGCCAAGGCAGAGCGACCUAGUUGAGAUCUGGGGUGGGGGGGUGGGCCCUGAGCUAGGUAGCAGUCCUUUCAUGGGGCUCAGGAGAUGGACCGAAAACAGGUAAGAGAGCCUGGGCCCGGCCAGCGGUCCCCCGAGGAUGAAAAGGAGAUGAUCCGGAAGGCCAUCCAGAAGGAGCUGAAGAUCAAGGAGGGUGUGGAGAACCUGCGUCGUGUGGCCACAGACCGGCGGCACCUGGGCCAUGUGCAGCAGCUGCUGCGAGCCUCAAACCGCCGUCUGGAGCAGCUGCAUGGAGAGUUGAGGGAACUGCAUGCCCAGGUUCUGCUGCCGGACCCAGCUGAGCCUGUGGCCUCAGGACCACGGCCCCAGGCAGAGCAGCUAAGGGCUCGGCGCUUGGAAGCUUUACAGAGGCAACUGCAGGUGGAGCUGAAGGUAAAGCAGGGGGCCGAGAACAUGAUUCACACAUGUGCCAGUGGCACCCCCAAGGAGAGAAAACUUCUAGCAGCUGCCCAGCAGAUGCUGCGGGACAGUCAACUGAAAGUGGCCCUGCUCCGGAUGAAGAUCAGCAGCCUGGAAGCCAGCGGGUCCCCAGAGCCAGGUAAGGCUUCUGGAAGCAGGGAGGACGGUGCCAGGUGCCCAGGGCUGAGGGCUCACCUCCUCCCUGUAGGCCCCGAGCUGCUGGCAGAGGAGCUGCAGCACCGGCUGCAUAUUGAGGCUGCUGUGGCCGCAGGAGCCAAGAACGUGGUGAAGUUGCUCGGUGGCCAGAGAACACAGGACCGCAAGGCACUGGCUGAGGCCCAAGCCCAGCUCCAGGAAUCUUCCCAGAAGCUGGACCUCUUGCGACUGGCCUUGGAGCUGCUACUGGAGGGGCUGCCUCCUACCCACCCUCUGCGUAGCAGGGUGGCCCGAGAGCUUCGGACUGCCAUGCUUGGGAACCCCCAGCCUUCCAGGACACUUGUGAAACCCACUGCUCUGACAGGGACAUUGCAGGUUCGCCUCCUAGGCUGUGAGCAGCUACUGACAAACGUGCCUGGACGUUCUCCGGUGGCUGCGUUGGCAGGCAGCCUCUCUGAGGGCUGGCUCCGAACCAGGGCCAAACAGCAUCGUGGUGGAGGCGAACUGGCCAGCGAGGUGCUGGCUGUAUUGAAGGUCGACAACCGUGUUGUGGGUCAGACAGGCUGGGGGCAGGUGGCCAAGCAGUCCUGGGACCAGACGUUUGUCAUCUCCCUGGAACGAGCUCGUGAACUGGAGAUUGGGGUGCACUGGCGGGACUGGCGGCAGUUGUGUGGUGUGGCCUUCCUGAGGCUUGAGGACUUCCUAGACAAUGCCUGUCACCAGCUCUCCCUCAGCCUGGUGCCACAGGGGCGGCUCUCUGCCCAGGUGACCUUCUGUGACCCUGUCAUUGAGAGGAGGCCUGGGCUGCAGAGGCAGAAAUGCAUUUUCUCUAAGCGCAGAGGCCAGGACUUCCUGAGGGCUUCCCAGAUGAACCUCAGCAUGGCAGCCUGGGGACGCCUGGUCAUGAGUCUGCUGCCCCCCUGCAGCUCACCAAGCACAGUCAGCCCCCCUAAAGGGUGCCCUCCAACCCCAACUGCACCCCGUGGGGCCUCUGACCCUGCUUCCCUCAGUAAUUUUCUACCUAAGAAGACAUCUUUGGGAGAAGACAGGAAACCUCCACCCAAGCCUCCACGCCUCUAUCUGUCCCAGGAACCAACCCUGGAGAUUCCGCGCACCAAACGUCCUCAUAUGGAACCUAGAACUGGACCCAUGCCCACCCCAACUGCCUCACCCACCAGAAAACUUCCCCGGCUUCAGGAUUUUCGAUGUUUGGCCGUGCUGGGCCGGGGACACUUUGGGAAGGUCCUCCUGGUCCAGUUCAAGGAGACAGGAAAAUACUAUGCUAUCAAGGCACUGAAGAAGCAGGAGGUGCUGGUCCGGGAUGAGAUUGACAGCCUGUACUGUGAGAAGCGUAUCCUGGAGGCUGUGGGUCGUACAGGACACCCCUUCCUCCUCUCCCUCCUUGCCUGCUUCCAGACCUCCAGCCACACCUGCUUUGUGACUGACUUCUUGCCUGGGGGAGACCUCAUGAUGCAGAUCCACGAGGAUGUCUUUCCUGAGCCCCAGGCCCGCUUCUACCUGGCCUGUGUGGUCCUGGGGCUGCAGUUCCUACAUGACAAGAAGAUCAUUUACAGGGACCUGAAGCUGGAUAAUCUUCUGCUUGAUGCCCAGGGUUUCCUGAAGAUCGCUGACUUUGGACUAUGCAAGGAAGGGAUUGGUUUUGGGGACCGGACGAGCACCUUCUGUGGCACCCCGGAGUUCCUGGCCCCUGAGGUGCUGACCCAGGAGGCCUACACGCGUGCAGUGGACUGGUGGGGGCUGGGCGUGCUUCUCUAUGAGAUGCUAGUGGGUGAGUGCCCAUUCCCAGGGGACACAGAAGAGGAGGUGUUUGAUUGCAUCGUUAACACAGAUGCCCCAUAUCCCCACUUUCUGUCUGUGCAAGGGCUUGAGCUCAUUCAAAAGCUCCUCCAGAAGUGCCCAGAGAAGCGUCUUGGGGCAGGAGAGCGGGAUGCUGAGGAGAUCAAGAUCCAGCCAUUCUUCAGGACCACUAACUGGCAGGCCUUGCUUGCCCGUACUGUCCAGCCCCCCUUCGUGCCCACGCUCUGCGGCCCAGCAGACCUGCGAUACUUCGAGGCUGAGUUCACCCGGCUGCCUCCAACCCUGACCCCAUCUGCCCCCCGAAGUCCUCUCACCGCUCGUCAGCAGGCAGCCUUCCAGGACUUUGACUUUGUGUCUGAACGAUUCCUGGAGCCCUGAGGGCACCUCUGCCUCUCCCUGCCAGACUGUCAGAACUCCGACUUGCCCGUGU